AUGCUCCGAACAGUCCGACUAGCCAAGGUCUCUCGACCUCUCACCCUUCGAACCUUCUCCACCACCCCCGCCUUCCUCGGCAAGCGAGUCGAGAAGGACGCCUUUGGAGACAUUGAUGUCGACGACUCCCACUACUGGGGCGCCCAGACCCAGCGAUCUCUGCAGAACUUUGACAUUGGCGGAGAGAAGGCCAAGAUGCCCGAGCCCAUUGUCAAGGCCUUUGGCAUCCUCAAGAAGGCCGCUGCCACCGUCAACAUGAAGUACGGUCUGGACCCCAAGGUUGGCGAGGCCAUCCAGAAGGCUGCCCAGGAGGUCAUUGACGGCAAGCUUACCAAGGAUUUCCCCCUGGUUGUCUUCCAGACCGGUUCCGGUACCCAGUCCAACAUGAACUCCAACGAGGUCAUCUCCAACCGAGCCAUUGAGAUGCUCGGCGGAAAGCUCGGCUCCAAGUCCCCCGUGCACCCCAACGACCACGUCAACAUGUCCCAGUCUUCCAACGACACCUUCCCCACCGUCAUGCACAUUGCCGCCGUCAUGGAGAUCACCAAGAACCUGAUCCCCCAGCUGCAGCUGCUCGAGGAGUCCCUCGCCAAGAAGUCUGCAGAGUUCGACAAGAUUAUCAAGAUUGGCCGAACCCAUCUGCAGGACGCUACCCCCCUGACCCUCGGCCAGGAGUUCUCCGGCUACGUGACCCAGGUCAAGUACGGCAUUGAGCGAGUCAAGGACGUUCUUCCCCGACUCCGACACCUUGCCCAGGGAGGAACCGCCGUCGGUACCGGUCUUAACACCAAGAAGGGUUUCGACACUGCCGUCGCCGCUGAGGUCUCCAAGAUCACCGGCGAGGAGUUCUCCACCGCCCCCAACAAGUUUGAGGCUCUUGCCGCCCACGACGCCAUUGUCGAGGCCUCCGGUGCCCUCAACACCGUUGCCGUGUCUCUGUUCAAGAUUGCCAACGAUAUCCGAUACCUCGGUUCCGGUCCCCGAUGUGGCUACGGCGAGCUUGCUCUCCCCGAGAACGAGCCCGGUUCUUCCAUCAUGCCCGGUAAGGUCAACCCCACCCAGAACGAGGCUCUGACCAUGGUCUGCUGCCAGGUUUUCGGAAACAACUCCACUAUCACCUACGCCGGUGCCUCCGGUCAGUUCGAGCUGAACGUCUUCAAGCCCGUCAUGAUCGCCAACCUGCUCGAGUCCAUCCGACUCAUUGCUGAUGGAUCUCGAUCUUUCCGAAUCCACUGUGUCGACGGCAUUGUCGCCAACGAGAAGCGAAUCUCCCAGCUCAUGAACGAGUCUCUCAUGCUGGUCACCGCCCUCAACCCCAAGAUUGGCUACGACAUGGCCUCCAAGGUCGCCAAGAACGCCCACAAGAAGGGAAUCACUCUUAAGGAGUCUGCCCUCGAGCUCGGCGCUCUCACCUCUGAGGAGUUUGACCAGUGGGUCCGACCCGAGAAGAUGAUUGGCCCCUCUGACUAA
Yarrowia lipolytica CLIB122 is the source of this 1470-nucleotide messenger RNA. RefSeq lists its product as uncharacterized. NCBI's taxonomy places the organism in Eukaryota, Fungi, Ascomycota, Dipodascomycetes, Dipodascales. Gene Ontology annotation, cellular component: mitochondrion; tricarboxylic acid cycle heteromeric enzyme complex. Gene Ontology annotation, biological process: tricarboxylic acid cycle; fumarate metabolic process; malate metabolic process. The record is from RefSeq and is a predicted model, not a curated record. Gene Ontology annotation, molecular function: fumarate hydratase activity.